UUCAACAUCAUCGACCGCGGACCGCGCUGCAGUUCAUUCUCACGAAAUUUGAAGUAAUCCCAGAUAUCACACAGCCGCCAGGAUGUCGAAGCGAGGUCGCGGUGGUGCCUCUGGCAACAAGCUCAAGAUGACUCUCGGUCUCCCUGUGGGAGCCGUCAUGUCAUGCGCAGAUAACUCGGGUGCCCGAAACCUCUACAUCAUCUCCGUGAAGGGAAUCGGUGCUCGAUUGAACAGAUUACCCGCCGCGGGUGUGGGAGACAUGGUUAUGGCUACUGUGAAGAAGGGAAAGCCAGAGUUGAGGAAAAAAGUCAUGCCCGCCGUCGUAGUCCGACAAUCGAAACCCUGGCGACGACCGGACGGUAUCUACCUGUACUUCGAAGACAACGCCGGUGUUAUUGUGAAUCCCAAGGGCGAAAUGAAGGGCAGUGCUAUUACAGGACCGGUGGGCAAGGAGGCCGCUGAAUUGUGGCCCAGAAUUGCAAGCAACAGUGGUGUUGUCAUGUGAGAUGGAGAACUGUUGAGCAUGGGAGAAACUUUUCGCGCCGACGGGAGGGUUUUAGGGAGCAUUUUCCAGGUCACGAUGGUGGGGGAGAAGGAAGCCCGUCUCCAUGUCGGCGAAAAUUGAGAUGAUACCACCAAAAACUUGGUCAUGAGCGAUGGACCAUGAACGAUGAAUCCGCGAGAACCCAGACAAUUCCAGGUUGGCGAGCCGAGAAUCAGACAGCCUACCCUGCAUAGAAUUCUGUCACCCAUGUGCUAGUCUGCGCAUCAGUGGCACACAAAUGGCACGGCGAUAUCCAAGAAAACCGGCAUCUUUCGCCCCCAGGGGCUGAGAUAGCACUGGCCAAACAUGCAUUUGUGAACGCUCGCAUGUGAUUUCAACACAUCCCAUCCUGUUGACAAGAAGAACAGCAUUUCCGUGCCAGUCUAAGCACCGAUUCUAAUUGGAGAGGGUAUCGCUCAUGAAUGUCGCGUGGCAGGUGAACACAGUAGCCCUAAUUCAAGGUACCAGGCCUCAGAGAUUUCCUUCGCACGUGGCGAGCAAAUCAUCUUCUCCUAACUGCAAUCGGGC
Cladophialophora immunda is the source of this 1072-nucleotide messenger RNA. RefSeq names its product 60S ribosomal protein L23-B. NCBI's taxonomy places the organism in Eukaryota, Fungi, Ascomycota, Eurotiomycetes, Chaetothyriales, Herpotrichiellaceae. The transcript has 4 exons. Gene Ontology annotation, molecular function: structural constituent of ribosome; large ribosomal subunit rRNA binding. Gene Ontology annotation, cellular component: cytosolic large ribosomal subunit; ribosome. The coding region runs from base 83 to 505 and encodes 140 amino acids. Gene Ontology annotation, biological process: translation. The record is from RefSeq and is a predicted model, not a curated record.